GCCAGGCCGCGCCCGCAGCCCGGGGACCCGGCGCAACUCGCCGGGCAGCCUGACGAGUUGGGGUGGCCGGGGCUCGGCGCCCGGCCGCCUUUCUUACCCUUCGCCAGCCCGGUUCCACGGGGCCGUGGAGGAGGGGCUCGAGUCCCCCAACCCCCUGAAGUCCCGAGCCAUCCCUGCGGGUCCCGGCCCCUCUCCGAGCCGCACAACUUCCCAGGAGCCGGGGCCAAAGUGCGCGCAAAGUGCUGCCCAAGUUCCCGGGAUGGAGCUGCAGAGCCGGCCGGAGGCGCUCGCCGCGGAACUGUCCCGCCACCAGAACGGCGACCUCAAGAAGCAGCUUCACGAAAGGCAGCCGCGGAUCGCAGCGCUCAGCGACAAACAAGCUUUGGGAAGCAUCACUGCAGUGCCUGUCACGGGUCCUCAGGUCAGCUCCUUGCAGAGGUUGGCCGGACAAGGAGCGGCUGUGCUACCUCAGGUUAGGCCAAAGACUCUGAUUCCAGACAGCCUCCCCGUUGCCCCGGGCCGGGACCGGCCACCCAAGCAGCCCCCGACAUUUCAGAAGGGCACCGUGGUCAGCAUCAAGAAUCCCAGCCCAGCCCUCCCCACUGCCAACAACACCGUCAGCCAUGUGCCAACGCUCGGCAGCCAGCCCCAGGCCCUGGCCGAGCCCCCUGCCAUUGCCUCGCCCCUGAGCAGUGCCGGGGUGGCCUACGCCAUCAUCUCCACCUCUCCCAGCAAUGCCGCCGCCGCCAUCGCCCCCAGCGCCACCGUGCCCGUGGGCAGUGACAGCAUCAAAGUGCAGCCCCUCCUCAUCAGUGCCGACAGCAAGGUCAUCAUCAUCCAGCCUCAAGUGCAGACACAGCCCGAGAGCUCAGUGGAGCCCCGGCCGCCCACAGAGGAGCCAUCUCCGGGAGCUCAGGCCACCAAAAGGAAGAAGGAAGACCGAGCCCCGAACCAGGAGAACCCUGAGAAAAUCGCCUUCAUGGUAGCACUCGGCCUGGUCACGACAGAGCACCUAGAAGAAAUCCAGAGCAAGCGCCAGGAGCGAAAGCGGAGGAGCACCGCCAACCCCGCCUACAGCGGCCUCCUGGAGACCGAGCGGAAGCGGCUGGCCUCCAGCUAUCUCAACAGCCCCCUGUUCCUCGCAGCACGAGCCAAUGAGGACCCCUGCUGGAAGAGCGAGCUCGUGCGUGAUGAGUACUGUGUGGCCUGCAAGCGGGGUGCCAACCUGCUGCGCUGCGGCGCUUGCCCGGGGGCCUACCACCUCGGCUGCCUGCACCCGCCCCUCAAGGCGGUGCCCAAAGGCGGGUGGCUGUGCCCCAAGUGCCAGCAGAAGGCCUUAAAGAAAGACGAGAGUGUACCCUGGACUGGCAUGCUGGCCAUCGUGCACUCCUACGUCACCCACAAGACGGUCAAAGAAGAGGAGAAGCAGAAGCUGCUGCAGCGAGGCAAUGAGCUGCAGAGUGAGCACCAGCAGCUGGAAGAGCGGGACCGCCAGCUGGCCUCAGCCAUGCAGAAAUGCCUGGAGCUUAAGACCAGCCUGCUGGCCCGACAGAGGGGCACCCAGUCUUCCCUGGACCGCCUCCGGGCCCUCCUGAGACUGAUACAGGGCGAGCAGAUGCUCCAGGUCGCCAUGACGACCAUGAGCCCCACCCCCCUGCUGGCCGGGCCCUGGACCAAGCCCUCAGCUGCUGCCAUGCGCUCCACCCUCCAGCACCCCCAGGACCACAAGUGACCACAGAGACCUGUCUUUGUGCCCACGGAAAUUACUGGGACCCUGCUCAUGUGACCUCGGGGUUCUGUCGGCCUUAAUUCAUAUAUUCUAUGAAUUCAGACAAAAAAACAGAGAACCAAGAAGAGAAGGGAGAAGGAGCUGGGCAAGCAGCCUGAGCCAUGACAGGGGAGGGGAACCCUGCGCCUUCCCCAUCCAGGGACUCCUGGACGACAGGUGGGGUCCAAGCACAGGUGGCCCCAUCCUCGGGUGCCCCUUCCGGCUCUCCCCACAGCCCCACCCACACUUGCGGGUGGGAGGCUGCACUGGAGGUCGGACGCAGCAGGCUGGCUCUGCCGGGCCUGCAGGGUCACCUCGAGCCUCCUGCUUCCAGGGCGAGCAGGGCGCGUUAGCUGAGUAGUAGGGUAGUUGGGCUGGGCGUGGCAGGAGAAGAGGGUAGCAAGCUAGGUAGUCCUCCAACGCCCGCCCUCAGGCCGCCGGGGUUCCCUGCCUGCCUUCCCAGCGCCACAUUGUCAGUAUUACUAGGUUGAGACGCAGCUCUUGAAGUGGAAAGCCGCCGCCCAGCGCCUUUUUGGGCUCACAUUGCCGCUCCUCGCUGUGUUUCCCUCGCAGGGUUUUUGGGCAGGGCGGAGCUGCCGCUGCGCGGAGGUGCCGCCUGCUGGCUUCCGUUUCGGGCUGAGCCAUUCAACUUACCAUGGGAGCCUUUUCCUCUCUGCUUCCCGGAAGCCGCUAAGUAUUCCAGUCCUCUGUUCUUGCCAGUACAGUCGCGAUGCCAAAAAGAUAACUUUACAUUUUUGUAUGGCAUUUUUAGUUGUGAGGAAUUUAAUGUGCGGGGGGCUCCUGCUCCCUUCUCUGCCUCUGGUGGUCUCUGCCCUGUGGUGUGGCGAAUGCCGCACUCCCUGCAGGCCUGGUCACCCCAAGACUGGGUGGGUUUUAAAAGCUGGGGUGCAGAGUGGGGAGAAAGGACAGGCUGCAGCUUUGGGAUGGCCCGGCGUUCGGGGACUUGAGGGUCCUCCAGCCUCUCCCCAGGCCUCCCUCUUCCAGUCGGCUCUUCCAGCUCACCAUGCCCACCAGCUUCUUGUCCCCUGCUUGGGGGCACAGCACAACAAGAAAAGCGCCCAGGAGCCCGGGGCUGCGCCCCAGCGUAUCACAUGGUGCCGAAUUGCAUUGAACACACGUGCGCGUGUGUGUGUGCACGCGCGCGUGUGUGUGCUUUGCAGCCCGGCCCCAGACACGCACGCAUGCACACAGACUGCCACGCGGUCCCUCUUGUCAUUUCCACGACUCCGGGAGAAACUGUGCUGUACGAUACAGAUCUAUUUUAAUACACUCAACACUGGGUUGAACAAGAUUUUUAUAUUUUAUUGAUGAACAAAGUGAGCCGCGUGAGGCCCACAUCUUAUAUAUUGGUUAUUCUCGAUGCCAAUUAUGCAUUCCUGCGAGACUUGCGACCUAAAUGUCUUCAGGUUCCUCUUCUGUUGUUUGUUUUUCUUCUUGGAUGGAUUGAAUUAGAACUUUUCAAAAUGUCACGGGAGGGUGUGGAAGGUUGGACCCGGGAGGGGUAGCUGCCGACGUGUCUUGAGACUUAGUUUUUUGGACCAAGGAGGACCGUCCAGUGGAUAGUGAGGAUAGAGAAAAAGUGUUUGUCCUAAAUAUGCC
Messenger RNA from Octodon degus (degu), 3388 nucleotides. RefSeq names its product PHD finger protein 21B (gene Phf21b). Lineage: Eukaryota; Metazoa; Chordata; Mammalia; Rodentia; Octodontidae. The transcript is spliced from 13 exons. Bases 260 to 1732 code for a protein of 490 amino acids. The record is from RefSeq and is a predicted model, not a curated record.